Molecule: messenger RNA, 2311 nt
Organism: Magallana angulata
Lineage: Eukaryota; Metazoa; Mollusca; Bivalvia; Ostreida; Ostreidae
Product: endonuclease G, mitochondrial-like
Exons: 3
Coding region: 78-1058 (326 amino acids)
Biological process (GO): apoptotic DNA fragmentation
Cellular component (GO): mitochondrial inner membrane; nucleus
Molecular function (GO): nucleic acid binding; RNA endonuclease activity; metal ion binding
Source: RefSeq, a predicted model, not a curated record
ACGUAUGCUUUACUCCACUUUCAUUUUCGUGAAUAAUACACGUGCUUCCAUGUAAACAAAACCAAAACUUUGACAAAAUGUCAAAAUAUAGCAGACUUGCCUUAUCUACCACAUGUGCAGGUUUUGGAAUAUUAUUGGGGAGAUAUUACGAGCGAAAUAAUGGACAGUACCGCGACACUUCAUUUGAAAAUCUUGGAAAGAGUAGUUUGACAGCGAACGAUUUUUUCAAGGACAACGAAAGUUUUGGAAAGAACAAAUCUCCCAUCUCUGAUACAGUAAGAUCCUUUCUUCCAGUGAGUACGGUUUAUGCAUCCACUCAGAUAAGUAGACCACCUAAUCGCCUACAGGAAAUACUGACCUUCGGAGUGCCUUCGUUUGAUCCAUUGCGUCCCUUUGAAAACCAUGUCGUUCUAUACGACAGGCGGAAUAGGGUCCCUCACUGGGUAUUCGAACAUUUAAAGAAAGAACACGUUGAAAAGAACGACAAAGUUGAUAGAAAAUCGAGUGAUUUUACAGAGGAUCAGGCAAUUCACCCUUUCUUCCGUUCCACCAAUGCUGAUUACAAGAGAAGCGGGUAUGACAGAGGUCAUAUGGCGGCUGCAAGCAACCACAGACAUUCCCAAAAAGCUAUGGAUGAUACCUUCUGCCUCAGUAAUAUAGCACCGCAGGUUGGUAAGGGAUUUAAUCGAGACGUAUGGAACGAUCUUGAGAAAUACGUGAGAGCACUUGCAAGGAAACACAGGAAUGUGUAUGUCUGUACGGGACCUCUGUAUCUACCACGAUUGGAGCCAGACGGUAAAGUAUACAUAAAAUAUGAGGUGAUCGGCAAAAACAAUGUCUCUGUACCUACUCACUUUUUCAAAGUCAUUGUUAUGGAGACCGAUAAAGGAGAGUUCGAAAUGAACUCGUUCGUCAUACCUAACCAGAGUUUCCCAGAGAACACGCCGCUGAAGAACUUCUUGGUUCCGGUAGAAACGAUAGAACGGGCUUCCGGUUUCCUUUUGUUUGACGGGGUGCCCAAACAUAGACUGAAGACAAUCAAUGGAAAGAAAGUUUGAGGAAUAGUUAAUAGAUAAAAAAAAAUUGAAAGUGCUGGUGUCUGACCAUCGCUGGAAAUCCACGAUCAGUAGCACAUGAUACUCUGACAGUCCGCAGGACAACUCAUUGAACUCUUCUCGUUUUCAUGAAUAAUUAAUGUCUUCUUCUAAACGGCUCCUUCACAGUUAGAGAAAUGGUUCAUGUACGAAUAAUGUCCAGUAUGUUUUCAUUUUGGUUUCAGCUUGAACGUUUGCUAGAUGUCAGUGUGAAAUAUUUAUAACAAAAACAUUGAGAUUAUUGAUGAAUUUAUAAUAACCCGUCAAAAUAGACGUACCAAUAUACUUAAUUGCCUGCCAUGUGCCUACAUUAACAUUCUUCCGUGUUUCCAUUAAAUUAUGUGAUCAUGCCUCUAAAUGCAAUAACAUAUUCACUGCAUAUUUUUAAAGCUCGAAUAUUACGUUUUCAAUUUGCCUUCAAAAUCAGUCUUCAAAAUAAUGAGUGUAUCCUUAAUUUUGAUCAUAAAUCAUUUCUUGUAUUCUAUAACUAAAGGAUGGACAUAUUAAAAAGCAUAGAUUCUUAACUAUUACUUACCCAUAUUAAAAUAAAAUAAUAAAUACCUAUGUGUACACCUGGGCUGCAUUUUACAAAAGAACUUAAGACAAAGUCGUAAAUAUUUACAGUCACGUAAAAUGGUUUUAGAGAACCAAACUAACAUAAAACCAUUUGUUUACAAAUAUAUAUUAGUUGGUGAUUAAUUAGCAUUCAUCGAUUUGCUCAUAAGUUGUAAGUUCUUUUGUAAAAUGAAGCCCUGGUCAAUCUUUAUUCCGUUUACAUUUCCUCUAGCAUAUUAAAUCCGUCCUAAAAGAAUCGUUAAAACGGUUUACUAUAGCACUGAAUUAUUUGUAACGUAAUAUUCGAUCUUUAAGGUGGAUCUCUACACCAAAUACAUGUAAGUGUAAGAGAUUUUUGUUGCAUGCAUUUGUUACCAAUACUAGGCACAGUAUUCAACAAUAAUAGACCUCAAAAUACAAUACACUAUUUUCUAGAGAAUUUUUAAAAUAUCAGUCUGGUUCCAAAUAACCCCAUAUUUAUCAAAUUUUUAAACAUUUCUGUUUUAAAAAUCUUAUGAAAGUGAAAUGUUAUUAAGUUUAGAAAUGAAAAACAAAAAAAUCAUGAAUGAAGUUUGUAUGAUUUUUAUUGGAAUCCUCAUAAAUAUGAAACUAAAAUAUAAAAAAAAUUCUUUUAAGGCAAACUGCUGGACAAAAUCCCACAA